Messenger RNA from Strongylus vulgaris, 498 nucleotides. NCBI's taxonomy places the organism in Eukaryota, Metazoa, Nematoda, Chromadorea, Rhabditida, Strongylidae. The record is from the annotation of a GenBank genome assembly.
AUGGAUGGAGCACUUCAGGGAGUGCAGCAGAAUAUCAAUGCAUCCGGGCUAGGCAUUCAAAAUAUUCGAUCUGGUGUCGGGACGGUAGCGGUUUACGUUCGUUUCUUCAAUCUCACGGGUACAGAUGUUGAUGUAAUCUGGAUAAACGAAGAGGGUAGAGGAAUUCGCUAUGGGCAAUUGAAAAAAUCGCAGUAUCUUGAUAUUAACACUUAUGAAGGGCAUCCAUGGAUUUUUCGAGAGUCUGGCGUUGGAGACCUUCUUGUAGGGCAACCUGGUCGGAUCACAAGAGUGAUACAAAACCUUCUUGUACAUCGACUUCAGUAUGUGAGCAUGUUUGAACCGAAUCCAUUAGUUGGAAGACGUCUUCGGGCCACAGUCAGAAGAUAUAUGAACCCUACACCUGCACUCCCAGCUCAGCAACCUCUUUUUGGUGACAACGCCCAUUAUGCUCAUGAUCAGGACCAUGCUGACGAUGUCGAAGAGAAUCAGGAGAACUAA